Messenger RNA from Aphanomyces astaci, 336 nucleotides. RefSeq lists its product as hypothetical. Bases 1 to 336 code for a protein of 111 amino acids. The transcript has 2 exons. NCBI's taxonomy places the organism in Eukaryota, Oomycota, Saprolegniomycetes, Saprolegniales, Verrucalvaceae. The record is from RefSeq and is a predicted model, not a curated record.
AUGGUCCCGACGGCCGACCUCCAGCACUUCAACCUGGACGCCCCCCUCAACCAAAGCACGCUGUUCGUCGUGCUAUUCUUGUUUUCUACGUUCGGGUACGUCAUCACCGCCUGUGGGUCUGUUACACCAAGCGAGAACGCAGUCACCAAUGCGGUCACGGAUUCCAACAGGUACUCGCUGGGCGUACUCGACCACCAUCACGUCCGACGCACUCGCAGCCAAGACGUACCCAAACGCCAUAAACAUGGACAGAAGGAUGAACAGCGUGCCGAUGUUGGGGCGGAAAUGAAGUACACUGCAGCGAACCUCGUCCAACGGCGUACCACAAUAACGUAG